UGAGGCGCUAAAGUAUUUCGCUUCAGUUAGGUACGACAGUUUAUUUUUAAUUUCACUCUUGUUUGAUGUACACGUGUUUCGCUGAGAAGAAAUGGUCGCGAAACGUAACAAUGUUAGCUUCGAAGACGCGUUAACUAUGACCGGUUAUGGCAAGUUCAACUUGUUGAUGUUCACGGUGUGCAGCAGUGUCAUCACGGGCAUGGUUUUCGAGGUGUUCUCUGUGUCGUAUCUUGUCCCAGCCAGUGCCUGCGAGCUGAACACCACCAGCACACAGCAAGGAAUCAUGGCCGGUAUACCAUUAACUGGUGUGAUCAUGACUUCGCACAUCUGGGGCUACCUAGCCGAUACCCGGGGCCGUCGGAAAAUACUCUCUAUCUGCAUGAGUAUUGGGUUCAUAGCCGGUUCUAUAGCUGCAUUCUCGCCGGACUGGAUUAGCUUCAGCGUUUUUAAGUUCACGUCUUCAGCUGCCUUAGGGGGCGCCUUCGCAUUAUCUAUGACCUUACUUAGCGAGUGUACUCUGGCGGCGAAGAGGAGUUCUCUUGUCAUUCUUACCACCACUGUUUUUAUGUUUUCCUCUGGAUUGAUGGCAUUGAUAUCGAUCCCUGUGCUGCCUCUCAAAUUCUCAUACUAUAUCUCAAUCUUGGACAUCCACUUCAACUCCUGGCGUCUGUUGAGCCUAAUCUUCAGUGCUCCAUCAGCAGCAUGUGCAAUUGCUGUUGCCUGUACAUAUGAGAGCCCGAAGUAUUUGGUCAGCGUCAGAAAAGAGGAAGAGGCCUUGAAGACUUUACGAGGAAUUUUCAUGAUCAAUAGCGGAAAGAGCGGGUCGCUGUAUCAGGUAGAUUCGGUAAUACUUGAUGAGAAACUUACAGAAAACACCAAAGGAAUAUUCCGGUCUAUGUUGGCGCAAACCUUGCCGCUGCUACAACCGCCGCUUUUGAAGCGCACUUUGUUAAUAGGAUUGUUGUUCGCAAUGAGUUACAUAGCUUUAAAUCCAUUCAUGGUGUGGUUGCCCUUCAUAGUAAACUCCUUCAUAUCACCAAGUGGUGGAAACGAAACAAAACUUACGCUCUGUCAGAUGGCUCAGCUAUUUAUGGAUACUACUAAAACUGUUCAAAAGCCCAGCGAUUGUACUAUGAACAAAUUCGCCAUGCUUGUUGUGUUCGGAAUGAACACGAUUCUGUCUAUAUUCAACAUGUUCUUAUCCAGUUUGGUGAGUUGGGCUGGCAGAAAACGAGUCUUUAUUGGCUUACAGAUAAUCGCUGGGUUGUCCGGCUUAUGUGUCAAUUUAUCAUCAAUCAAGUGGCUUAGUGCGAUCUUUUUCGUAAUUUUCUUACUGGCUAUACUCAACUUUGGCUUACUUACUACUUACAGUGUUGAUAUAUUUCCUACAUAUGUCAGAGCAAUGGCUGUCUGCUUGACACUAAUGGUAGGAAGGGGCAGUGCCGUCAUCGGUAUUAACGUAUUGAAGAUCUUAAUAGAGUCACAUUGUGAGGUGGCGUUUUACAUUUUCGGCGGUGUCACCAUAUGUAGCGGUCUAAUUGGAGUAUUAAUUCCUUCCGAUGCGCAACUUCUGAAGCUAAAACAGGAAGAUUCCGGAAAACCGUAGACAUUACAUAUGACUUUAACUAUAACAUCAAUCUUACCGUAAGGUGUUCAAUCGGUUCGAAAAUAGUUGUUGAGAAGAAAUGAGAAGAAAGAAGUGUUAAGAAUUCAGGUCAUCUGGCGUUACCUGAGCCCAUAAUUAGACCUGACUUUCUAACCGUUGCUGAGCGCAUUGUCAGGGUGCAAAGACUAUAAAAUCGGCUACCAUUAAAUUGUAAAUUAUUAUAUACUUCAUAUUUCAACGGAAGCUUUGACCUCACGUCUCAAGGACAUAGCAGAACAGUGGCAACUGGGUACUGAGCUCUGCCACUCAUCGAGGAUAAACAUACCCUAAAACCUAAGAAGGAAGUUGCAGCGGUCAGGAUAUGGCGUUUAAAUUGGAUUGGGCUAUAUCAAUCUAAGCUCUCACCUUCUGGUCUACGCGUCAGAUGAUACUCUGCUUUUAAAUCUUCUGGGAUACUACUAAACGUACAAAAAAUAAUAUAUUUUUGUUAUAUAUUUUUUAUAAAUCAUUGUGAAUAAAAUAAAGUUGAUAAUUUUGUAAA
Molecule: messenger RNA, 2147 nt
Organism: Bombyx mori (domestic silkworm)
Lineage: Eukaryota; Metazoa; Arthropoda; Insecta; Lepidoptera; Bombycidae
Product: putative transporter svop-1
Exons: 11
Coding region: 92-1606 (504 amino acids)
Biological process (GO): transmembrane transport
Cellular component (GO): membrane
Molecular function (GO): transmembrane transporter activity
Source: RefSeq, a predicted model, not a curated record